AUGUUUCAGAAAAUAAGUCAAGAGAAUAUAGAAAAUAUUAACCCAUGCGAUACAGAAGUCGCGCAUGUAGUUGCUGAAACUGCCAGUUCCCAAAAAGUAGAAAAUGUCACUCAGUAUCAAUCAGUCAGUCAAACAAAACUUAAUCUUGUACCAAACUACGAUAGCGAAGAUACUUCUAACGAAGAUAAGCCACAAAAACAACUAACGAACAAGCUUAUACAUAUAUACAGCCAACCGCAAAAUGACAUAGCCAUUACAACUACACCCGUACCUGAAUUGGAGGUAUACGAUAAUAGCGUACGAGAGCGAAGAUUGUGUACUAGAGAUGAUCCAAUUAUUAUUUCUCCUCGAUACACUGAUGAGAGUGAUUUAGAUGACGAUAUAGAGGACCCAACUUACAACUUUGAGGACAAAUUUGCUAACUUUUCUGGUCAUAUAAAUAAGAAUUAUUUAUUACCAUCGCGUUCGAACUCAGAUACUGAUUCUACAGACCAGCACGUCAAAGCAGGUCGCAAAAGGCGGAAACGUCCAGAAAACUGGAGACAAAACCGAAUGAAGAUAAAGCGAAACAAGGGUCAAUCCCACAAAUCUAUGUCUAAGACUCAAAAAAUCUUCCCGGCUCGAUGUUUGGAGCUGCCAUGCUCAAAUUGUAGACUGAAUUGUAGUCAAAAAAAUUAA
This is a messenger RNA of Parnassius apollo (apollo), 678 nucleotides long. Lineage: Eukaryota; Metazoa; Arthropoda; Insecta; Lepidoptera; Papilionidae. The record is from the annotation of a GenBank genome assembly.